Messenger RNA from Alnus glutinosa, 787 nucleotides. RefSeq names its product protein EIN6 ENHANCER. The record is from RefSeq and is a predicted model, not a curated record. Lineage: Eukaryota; Viridiplantae; Streptophyta; Magnoliopsida; Fagales; Betulaceae. Gene Ontology annotation, biological process: chromatin remodeling. The transcript is spliced from 4 exons. Bases 152 to 526 code for a protein of 124 amino acids. Gene Ontology annotation, cellular component: Ino80 complex.
UUUGUAUACACCCAAUCACGAGAUGGAAGAAAUUUCUAGGAGGCGUAGGAUUUGAGAAAGUCGAGCCCUAGCUGAAGCCCAAAGGCAAGCCAACCACCUCUCUCCGAUCUUCGUCUUCUUCGCUUAUUCUCUGAUUCAGAAGAAGAAGAAGAUGGAGCCGGAAGUGGUGAACGCAGAGCUUGUGUUGCCAACCCACCUCAGUUUCAAGCGAAUUCAAAUGUACGAGAAGUACCCAAAAGGCCAAUCCAGAGGCAGGCACUGGAAACAUCUCAAGCAGAUCCUUCAGGCUGAGAAUUACCAGAAUUACCCUCCUGAUGAACCCACUUAUGUUAAUAUUGAGUCACCACCUUCUAUGCAUCCAUGCAAGAGAAUCUGCGAUAUAACAGGAAAUGAGGCACCUUACUAUGAUCCCAGGACCAAUCUUCGAUAUGCGAAUGCCGAUGUUUUUAAGCUCGUAAGAUCACUUCCUAAUGAGUAUGUGCAAAGGUAUCUGGCUCUGAGAAACGCAGCAGUGGUUCUCAAGUAACUUGGACUUUUCAGGAGACAGCAUCAUGUUUUUCGGUUAUUUUUUUUUCUUUCCAUCCAAAACUUAAUAUUGUGGAAUAUAGAGGGAAGUUUUCAGAAGUUAUAUUGUUUUAGGAUACCCUUGAUCUGCUUGCUGUAAUUUGUAUCGAAGGACAAAAGAUUGGAAUCGAUUAUUUGCUUAGAUUAUAAACUGUCUGGGUAAUCGAUUCUUGUUUUGAUUGUUUUCCUUCUUUCAGCUCAAUAGAAAAAGGCUCUUCAUGCA